Messenger RNA from Cladocopium goreaui, 2421 nucleotides. The record is from the annotation of a GenBank genome assembly. NCBI's taxonomy places the organism in Eukaryota, Dinophyceae, Suessiales, Symbiodiniaceae.
AUGAAGGCUCUCACUGCAGCUUUGAGUGGUGACCGUAGAGGAAUGCCCACGUGGAAUGGAUCAAUUGAGACGCUGAGACCAUGGUUGAGACAACUAUCGUACUGGGAACUUGACAACCAUGUUCCACGACAGCGAUGGGGAAUCAAGUUGCUUCAAAGUUUUGCGGAAGGGAGUGCUCCCAGAAAAAUGGCAGAAGCGUUGGACAUGCCAUCUAUUUUGUCAGAACAUGGCUAUGGCACUAUUCUGUCAGAAAUCCUCAACAAGUACGGACCAUACUUAGAAGCUAUUGGUCCGGCUGCUGUAGACAAUUUGUUCUUUGGAGCUGAGCGAUCACGACAUGAAACUUUUAGCAACUACAUCGCUGCCAAGGAAUUGGCAUUGCAGGAAGUUGAAGCACAGCUUGGGGAAAAGCGUCCACCAAGAAUUGCUGGACGAAUCCUGCUUCGAGGUGCAAAUCUCAGUGAACCCCAACGAGAAAACCUGGCGAUCAAGUACGAUGCUCUUCUCACAUUUGAUCAGAUUGCCACUGCUCUUCGUCCACUCGACAGACCCGAAGCUUUGAUGGGCAAAGUCAAUAAGGCUUACAUGACAAGCCUUGGUGAUGUCCCUCAAUCUGCACAUGACCAUGCCGAGGAGGUCGAAGAUGGUGAGCCCGGUGAUGACCUUUGUGAGGAUGAGCUUCUUGAAGAUGAUGAGCCUGAGUCCGAUGGAGAAGGAAAGUCAAAGGAUGCUAAAGGCCGUGAUCAGUCGAAUCGAAAGCCUCGAGGCACUCCCGAUGAGCUCAUGGCAAAGACCCGAUGUUUCAAGUGCAAUGAGCUGGGACACAUGUCCCGUGAUUGUCCCAAGCGAGAGUCCCAGUCGUUUUUCGUAGCCCAAGGAAUGCAUGGUUCAGUCAAUCGAACCUACAUGACUGUGAAUUCUAAAGCCGUGUCUGAGACAGUUGAAAAAGUAUCAGAUAAGGGUUCGUCAGUUGUGGGUCAUCAGGUGGUCGGUCAUAGGGUUUGCAGCUAUGUCAACAUUUCCAACUCAUUAGAAAGUUCCAUUAGCGUGUAUGCCGGAGUUCGCACCGAAAGCCACGAAGCAGUCGCGGACACAGCAGCUGAAGAAGCCGUGAUCGGAAGUGGGUCGUUUGAACGUUUGCAGAAAGCAUUAGCUCAUUUUGGCCUUCAAGCAGUCCCAGCUGCAGGUGCCACGGUUUCCUGCUCGGGCAUCGGGGGCUCAGCGCGCAUUCACGGAGUUUGGGAUGUACCACUGGGCGUGGCCAAGACCAAUGGUCUUUUGCAUGUGACGGUCAUUGAAGAUCAGAACUCGUUUGAAACGCCAUUUCUUUUGCCAAUCUCAUAUCAGGAACUAGUUGGGGCGACCAUUGACUUGGACAAAGGCAUCUUCAAACUUCGAAACGGUAAGAAAACUUCAAUGAAACGCACACCUACUGGACAUCGUACCAUAUCCAUUUUAGAGUUUGGUGGACCUUGGCCCGACCGGGCAUUUUUGGCGAUCAACGACCUCCCAACCAGUCUCGAGUUUCGCAACCCACGUUUCAAGAUGCGAGCUCGGAUCACGUCAUGGAUCUCCAAAGAAGACCAAGAGACCGACCAAAGCUACGAGAAGAAACCUUCCCAAAUGUCCAGCCAGAAACGUUGCGAUGCGUGGAAAAGAAUGACCCUGAUCAUUUUGAACAUGAUCAUCCAUGCCAACCAGGAACAUGUGGUGCACUACCUCACGAAUCGCAAUGCAGAACUGAUGCUCCAAGAUCAAGAGCGCCUAGCUCAGCGAGUGUCAGCCAAGGUCAAGGGCAAGAACCAGAACAAAGUGAGGCGAGGGAUCGGGCGACCUCUGACUCGAUCCACCGCCUGGAAAACAUGGCGGUUCGAACCUUCCAAAUGCCCACACGAGGAGGACCAGCUUCGCCAACGUGCGGGAGGAGGGCAUCACUGGUGGACUUGUCUGGCUUGUGGCGCUCGUUGGGAGCGUUUGGAAAGUGCAGCCGACGUUAUGGAGAACGCCAAGCUGAAUCAGCCAAAAGGCUCGGCAUCUCCUCAAAUUCUCCCAGCACCAAGGUAUCGGCCAGAUCUUUCUCACUUGGAACUAGUGGAGCAACAAGUGACACCUCCUGGGACCAGCAUCGUGAGAACCAUCAAGGCCGAGAUGAUGAAGGGCAAAAGCAAGGGCAAGACAGGCCCUCCGAAGACAGAAGAGACGGAGACCAAGCUAGUGAAAGUCAAGUCCGAACUGACCAACUCUCGCCGCAGAUCCGCGUCGGCAGGUGUGAGAGCAACUCAGGAAAGAGCCCGUCAGCGGACACCAUCAUUCAAUGGAGAGAUGACAGCCACGGAAGCCUUCGAGAUCCACUCAAGCGAAGGGGAGUCAUGGAGCCCAGUGACUACUCAGCAAAAUCAACCGAUGUCACCCGCCACGUGA